Messenger RNA from Rotaria socialis, 360 nucleotides. The record is from the annotation of a GenBank genome assembly. NCBI's taxonomy places the organism in Eukaryota, Metazoa, Rotifera, Eurotatoria, Philodinida, Philodinidae.
AUGACUGAUGGAUCGAAAAGAGCUUGUGGAAUUCUCGUACUAGCAACAAACUGUCAAGUUAUUAUUGGUUUUGAAGAGAUCUUACGAUCUGAAUCACGUAAACAAGUGAUACAAGCGUUAACAAACUUAUACACGAUCACACCAAUGUUAACAAGAAUUGUGAUUUGUGAUGCUGGUUGUUUAUUAGCAAAAUCUGUUCGAGCAAAUUUUGUUGAUGAAUCACGAUCAAAUGAAUUUAAUAAUAAUAUUGGAUUUAGAGCUUUAAAAGAAGUUCGAUUCUUUGUGGAUCGUUUUCAUUUAUCAAAUCAUAAAGAUAAGUACUGUCAUGCGCAUUUGAAUAUCGAUUUAGAUGAUGAUUGA